This is a messenger RNA of Adineta steineri, 792 nucleotides long. The record is from the annotation of a GenBank genome assembly. Lineage: Eukaryota; Metazoa; Rotifera; Eurotatoria; Adinetida; Adinetidae.
AUGGAAAGCCAAGGAAGUGAAGUACCAAUUAAUAAAUCAAUUUCAAUAAAUCUGGAUGAAGAAGCGACUACAUCAAAUUUCAUAGUAGAAACUCCUCUUAUACCAAUAGAAGUACUAAAUACAAAUCCAUUAUUAUCAACAAGUUCUAAAACUAAUGAUUAUCCUGGUGUGUGCCGUAUAUGUCAUCAUGAAGGUACAAUUAAUAAAUCAUUAAUAUCUCCUUGUUAUUGUGUUGAUACAAUGAAAUAUGUACAUCAAUCAUGUUUACAACAUUGGAUGAAAAAUGCUGAUGCUAAAUUAUGUGAACGUUGUCGAUAUGAAUAUGUUAAACAUUCAGAACUGAAACCAUUUAAAGAAUGGAAAAUGUUAGAUAUGACCGCUUGUCAACGAUGUAAAAUAAUAUUUUCAGUUCCAUGCAUUUUAUUUGCUGUUCUUGUUAUUUUCUGGACACGAUAUAUACUAAUUGAGAAAUCAAGAAACGAAAUAAAAGAUGGAAAACCUCAUUGGCCGUUUUGGACAAAAUUCAGUUUUAUUGUUAUUGCAGCAUGGGUCUUUCUUUAUGUUCAAUUAAUAGUGUAUUUUCGACUUUGUAUUCGUUGGGUUCAAUUUAAUCAACAUAAUGUUAUACUUUCAAGGGGUGAACAACCUUCGAAAGGAAUAAUACCAUUCAGAAAGAAAGAAUCAAAUACUAAUAGUGAAAAUCAUAUUAUAACAUCGGUUGAUGCAAAUGAUUUACCUCCAAUAAAUGCUAAUACAACAUCAAUAGCUAUGCCUGGUCAAAUAACAGUUUAA